UCUCUUAACACCCCAACCCAAAGGCCAAAACCUUCAAAUUUUCCCUCACUUUCUCUUCCUUUCUCUUCCCAUUCUCUCAAAUUAUUGGGUUUUCCACAUUUUCCUCUUUCAAAAAUAGAAAAAAAUUACUGGGUCUAGGUUUUGGGAAGGUUUACAAGCUGCAAUCUUUACUUCUGUGGAUAGAAUUUUCAGAGUGAUCUUUCAACAAGCUUUUCCUUUCUGCUACUGAUCAUGGACACCCAAAGCCAAGCGGAACUUAAUGGACAAAAAAGGAUGUUUCCUCCGCCUCCUGGAAUGUUUCAUGAUCGUGAGGAGCUCAUUAAACAUGUGCGGGAUUUUGGGGCUAGCGAAGGAUAUGUAGUGACUAUUAAGAAGUCUAGGAAGGACAGAAGAGUCAUCCUUGGAUGUGACAGAGGAGGCAUUUAUCGCAAUAGGCGUAAGAUUGAUGAAAGUAAACGCAAAAGGAAAGCAUGCUCAAGACUUAUAAAUUGUCCUUUUGAAGCUGUAGGUAAAAAGGAAGAUGAUGCCUGGGUUCUUACCAUUAAAAAUGGGGAGCAUAAUCACGAGCCUUUAAAAGAUAUGUCAGAGCAUCCUUAUAGUCGUCGUUUCACUGAGGAAGAAGUUAGGCAAAUCAAAUUAAUGACUGAAGCAGGUAUAAAACCACGUCAAGUGCUCAAGGCUCUGAAACAAAGUAAUCCAGAGUUGCAGUCAACUCCAAGGCAUUUGUACAACCUUAAAGCUAAGAUUCGUCAAGGAAAUCUAUCAGAGAAAAGUUUCAAAUCAUGGAGGCCUAGCAGAUCUGUUCCUGUAAACUCUAAUGGCUCUUCCACUGGAGAGUUGCUAAAGCAAAACAACCAGCCGGUAAUGGUUCCUAAUUUUAUUGGAGGGAAAUUUGUGGAUUCACUAGGCUCCAUGGUCAUUGAUGCAAUAAAUCCUGCAACACAAGAGGUUGUUUCUCAAGUUCCUUCAACUACAUAUGAAGAGUUCAAAGAUGCAGUUAAUGCAGCCAAACUAGCUUUUCCCUCAUGGAAGAAUACACCAGUUACAACUCGCCAGCGCAUCAUGUUCAAGCUCCAGGAGCUCAUCCACAGAAAUAUUGAUAAGCUUGCAAUGAAUAUUACAAUGGAACAGGGCAUGACAUUAAAGAGUGCUCAUGGUGAUGUGUUGCAUGGUUUAGAGGUUGUUGAACAUGCUUGUGGAGUGGCAACUCUGCAAAUGGGGGAGUUUGUCCCAAAUGCAUCUAAUGGAAUUGAUACAUUCUGUAUUAGAGAACCACUUGGUGUUUGUGCUGGGAUAUGUGCCUUCAACUUUCCUGCAAUGAUCCCUUUGUGGAUGUUUCCUAUUGCAGUUACAUGUGGCAAUACAUUUGUUCUUAAGCCAUGCGAGAAAAAUCCAGGGGCUUCAAUGAUCCUUGCAGCACUAGCAAAGGAGGCUGGUUUACCUGAUGGUGUCUUAAAUAUUGUUCAUGGCACCAAUGAUAUUGUUAAUUAUAUUUGUGAUGAUGAGGAUAUAAAAGCUAUAUCGUUUGUUGGUUCAAACACGGCUGGCAUGCACAUAUAUGCUAGGGCUGCUGCUAGAGGGAAACGUGUUCAGUCCAAUGUAGGUGGCAAUAAUCAUGCAAUUAUCAUGUCUGAUGCAAGCAUAGAUGCUACUUUGAAUGCCCUAGUCGCUGGGGCGUUUGGAGCUGCAGGGCAGAGAUGCAUGGGUCUAACUACAGCUGUUUUUGUUGGAGGUUCAAUACCAUGGGAACGAGGACUUAUGCAGCGUGCCAAAGCACUUAAAGUGACUGUAGGGUCAGAUCCUGGUGCAGAUGUUGGCCCAGUGAUUAGCAAAGAGAUCUCACAGGUAAAGGAUCGCAUAAACAGAUUAGUUCAAAGCAGUGUUGAUAAUGGUGCUAGACUUCUUCUUGAUGGGAGAAAUAUUGUGGUUCCUGGAUAUGAGAAUGGGAAUUUUAUUGGUCCUACCAUAAUAUGUGAUGUUGCCUCCAAUAUGGAAUGGUACAAGGAAGAAAUGUUUGGACCGGUUCUCCUUUGUAUGCAGGUCGAGAGCCUAGAAGAGGCCAUAACCAUUGUAAACAGAAACAAGUCUGUGAAUGGAGCCUUUAUAUUCACAACAUCUGGCUAUGCUGCAAGGAUGUUUCAGAAUGAAAUUGAGUCUGGGCUGGUUGGGAUCAAUGUUCCUGUUCCUAUUCCAAUGUCUCUUUCCUCUCUUAAUGGACCAAAAACAUCUUUUGCUGGAGAUCUUAAUUUUUGUGGAAAGUCAGGUGUGGAUUUUUACACCCAGAUCAAAGUGGUGGCACAGCAGUGGAGGGAUUUACCAAGCCUAGGAGCAUCCUCAGGUUUGCAUCUAUCAUCUGAGACAGAAAUGACAAGCCGGGGGGUCUCUUCAGCAUUGCCACCAUCAACAGAGAGAGAUUCACCGUACCAAAGAGUUUCGCCAGCCAUGUCACCAGAAUCAGAGGGUAAUUCACCUAAUCAUGCAAUAUUGCUUUCUAUUACUGCAACUUCAGAAAGGGAUCUAUCAAACCCAGCAAUUACAUCUCUGCCUCCAACUGCUGAUGGUGAUUUGCCAAAUCAUGGAGCAUCUCUUGUUAUACCUCCGACAGCAGAUAUGGAUUUGGAAAGCCAAGACACGUCCCGAACUAUGCCAUUAGGAAGAGAUCAAUCUGAAAGAAUUUAUACACCUCAAACAUCACGAUGGAAUGAAACUACGACAUUAGCAUCUCAAAGAACUGAGUCUGUUCCUCCACCCUCUGAGAGGAUUUAUAUACCCAUAACGUCUCAGAGGAAUAGUAACGCAGCUCCAACAGUUCAUAGGUCAGACACGGCAACAGGUUUAACUCACGAGCGAGUAUUUGUGCCAAUAUCUCAUAAAAAUGACAGUAUGGUUAUGGUUCCCAUUUCACAUAGGAGUGAAAGCAUGUCUCCAACAUCCGAGAGGAUUUACAUGAUGGCAACUUCUCACUUGAGUGACAGCAUGGGUCAAACGUUUCAAAGAACUGAUGCCCCUAUGUUUCCAACUUCUGAAAGGAUAUAUGUACCCGCUACUCCUCACAGAACUGACCACAUGGGUUCAACCUCUCGGGCUGAUGUUGCAUUACGACCAGCCUCCGAGAGGUUAUACAUGCCUGCAACAUCUCAGAGGAACGAUAGCAUUGCUCCGGCAUCUCACCAGACUGAUACAAUGCCACAAAAUUCCCAGAGCAUGUAUAUGCCUCGAAUUGUUCAGAGGAAUGCUGGUAUGCCAACAACUUCUGAGAGGUUAUAUAUGCCUGCAACAUCUCAGAGGAUGUUUGCUCAAAAUACAAUAAUUUCAAUGGAUGAUUAUCCUAACCAAGGACCACCUAUGAAUUUGCCUGCCUCACAGAGGAUAUAGGAUACAACUGUUUCUUCCUUUCUCUUUUAGGUACCUUUGUAGACAAAUGAUAUGGUAAUAAUGCUAGUUCAGGUUUCUUUUUCAGUAAAAAAUUUCUGUCAAAAUUC
Messenger RNA from Durio zibethinus, 3482 nucleotides. Its product is annotated as methylmalonate-semialdehyde dehydrogenase [acylating], mitochondrial-like. NCBI's taxonomy places the organism in Eukaryota, Viridiplantae, Streptophyta, Magnoliopsida, Malvales, Malvaceae. Gene Ontology annotation, cellular component: mitochondrion. The record is from RefSeq and is a predicted model, not a curated record. Gene Ontology annotation, molecular function: methylmalonate-semialdehyde dehydrogenase (acylating, NAD+) activity. Gene Ontology annotation, biological process: thymine catabolic process; L-valine catabolic process.